Rhincodon typus (whale shark) is the source of this 803-nucleotide messenger RNA. It is a transcript of the gene vwc2, whose product is annotated as von Willebrand factor C domain containing 2. Gene Ontology annotation, biological process: negative regulation of BMP signaling pathway. Lineage: Eukaryota; Metazoa; Chordata; Chondrichthyes; Orectolobiformes; Rhincodontidae. Gene Ontology annotation, molecular function: protein binding. The record is from RefSeq and is a predicted model, not a curated record. The transcript has 3 exons. The coding region runs from base 1 to 645 and encodes 214 amino acids. Gene Ontology annotation, cellular component: AMPA glutamate receptor complex.
AUGCUCUGCUUUCCCUGUUCUGUGUCCCAGCCCCAAAAAGACACCACCGAUGGGCCUGAGUCAUGGCCCACAGUCACUGGUGCUGCACCGACCUCUGAAUAUUCAUACCCUGAUUACAGGGGUAAAGGCUGCAUGGAUGAGAAUGGUUUUGUGUAUGAAAUUGGAGAGGAGUUCACACCAGGUCCUGCUGCCUGCCCGUGUGUCUGCACUGAAGAUGGUCCACUGUGUGUCAAACCUGAGUGCCCUAGUCUGCAUCCUCGGUGUAUUCGAGUGGACACCAGCCGUUGUUGCCCUGAAUGCAAGGAAAUGAAAAAUUACUGUGAAUUUCGGGAAAAGAAAUAUAAACAAUUGGAGGAAUUUGUGGUUUCACCAUGUGAGAAGUGCCGCUGUGAGCCCAAUGGAGAAGUGCACUGUUCCGUAGCAGAAUGUGCUCAGGUUGACUGUGUGGAUCCAGUAUAUGAACCUGAUCAGUGCUGCCCUAUCUGCAAAGAUGGACCCAAUUGUUUUGCAGGAGUCACUAUAAUCCCAGCUGGACGAGAGGUGAAGAUUGAUGAAUGCACAACUUGCCAUUGCUCCUAUGAAGAUGGCACUUGGAGAGUUGAUCACCAGGCCACUUGCAUCAAGAAUGACUGCAAGGAAAUAUAAACAAAAGAUCGUGUGGAUAAAGAUUUUUUUUGCUAUAUUGAACAUAAAAUGGGACUGAAUGAAUGGUGUUUUUGUACAUUCUGUAUUGCAUACCAUACUUAUAUUGAAUUAGUCAUGUUAUUUGUACUAAAUCUGAGCAAUAAAAAGUGACUAGUAUA